AUGCUUUAUACGCAUGCCACCAUCAUCACGGUCGAUGGCACUCGUCGCAUCAUUGAUGACGGUGCUAUCUAUGUGAAGAAUGAUACCAUCGCGGAUAUUGGCAAGACUGCCGUGCUCAAGGAGCGCUACUCGGCCGAUGAGGAACUUGACCUUUCGGGUCGUAUCAUUAUUCCCGGUUUGAUCUCGACUCAUAUGCAUACUGCGCAGACCUUGCUGCGUGGUACUGCAGAUGACCUCGAGCUUGUUUCGUGGCUCUGUGAGCGCAUCUGGGUGCUUCAGGGCAAUUUCACCGAGGCAGAUGGAUAUGCGGCUGCUAGACUGAGUAUCGGCGAGAUGCUGAAAUCCGGGACUACUUGUUUCCUAGAGAGUAUGUUCGCUGAUCGGUAUGGCUUUGACGGUCUUGCGCGCGCGGUUGACGAAUCUGGUAUUCGUGGCUGCUUGGGUAAAAUUGUCAUGGACAUUGCCAAGUACGCCAAAGACGAUGCUUGGGCAAUGCACCCCGGUCUGGUGGAGAAUCGCGAGACCUCACUACUUGGUACGCUCAAGAUGUGGGAGAAAUGGAAUGGAGCUGCGAAUGACCGUAUCCGAGUUUGGUUCGGGGCUAGGACUCCCGGGGGUGUUUCCGAUGGCCUCUACAAGGAAAUGACGGCUCUUUCCCGAGAGAAGGGAAUCCCUGUCACCAUGCACUGCGCCGAGGUCAAAGCUGACCGAGAGUUCUUCUCUUCCGUGUCGCACACGCCGAUGUCUUACUGCGACUCGGUCGGUCUGCUUAGUCCAAGCACUGUUCUCGUGCACAUGGUCCACUUGGAUGACUCCGAUAUCAAGCUACUCUCCGGCUCGGGAACUCACGUCGCUCAUUGCCCGACUUCCAACGCCAAGCUGGCUUCGGGAAUUUGCCGCGUCCCCGAUCUACAGCAGGCGGGUGUGAACAUUGGUCUUGGAACCGAUGGUGCGCCUUGCAACAAUACCUGUGAUCUACUACAGGAGAUGAAGCUGGCUGCCAUUAUUCACAAGAGCAUAUCUUAUGAUCCAACUGCUGUGCCUGCUGAGUCGGUUCUGGAGAUGGCGACCAUUAAUGGUGCCAAAGCUCUGGGACUUGAUGACAAGAUUGGCAGUCUGGAGGUCGGAAAGAAAGCAGAUUUUGUGGCAAUUGAUGUUCGUGGUAUUCACACUCAGCCAUGGCACAACGCUGCUAGUGCAGUGGUUUACACUGCUACCGGGCGCGAUGUUGAUGUUGUCGUGGUUGAUGGUAAAAUACUUGUCCAGAACGGCAAGUUGCUUACCAUGAAUGAGGAUGAGAUUGUGGAAGAGGCAAAGAAACGCAGCCGCGAGGUGGUCGAAAGGGCUGGUUUGUCUCGCAACAUGAAAGGCCGCUGGCCGGUCGAAUAG
Messenger RNA from Penicillium waksmanii, 1389 nucleotides. RefSeq names its product amidohydrolase. The transcript is spliced from 3 exons. Gene Ontology annotation, molecular function: hydrolase activity, acting on carbon-nitrogen (but not peptide) bonds. The record is from RefSeq and is a predicted model, not a curated record. Lineage: Eukaryota; Fungi; Ascomycota; Eurotiomycetes; Eurotiales; Aspergillaceae. The coding region runs from base 1 to 1389 and encodes 462 amino acids.